This is a messenger RNA of Nerophis lumbriciformis (worm pipefish), 2736 nucleotides long. Lineage: Eukaryota; Metazoa; Chordata; Actinopteri; Syngnathiformes; Syngnathidae. The record is from RefSeq and is a predicted model, not a curated record.
AUGUCUCGCCGCAAGCAAGGCAAACCUCAGCACUUAAGUAAACGGGAUUUCUCGCCAGCCGACCCCCUUUCCACGGCAGUCGUCUCCUCGGAGGAGUUGUCGGAGCGUUGCUCGGAGCACUCGGAGGGGAGCGGCAGUCUCAACGGCCACCGCCCAGGCUCUACCUUAGGCCGGCUAUCGCGGCUGGGUCAUGACCCUCACCAUUCAUCGGAACAGGACCUGCUGACCUGCGGCCAGUGCCAGGCCACGUUCCCCUUGGCGGACAUCCUGCUCUUUAUCGAGCACAAGAGGAAGCGAUGUCACGGUCCUCCGUGUCUGACGGUGGGCCGAGGACUGGACAAGCCUCCCUCCCCUUCCCCGGGCCUAGCUCUGACCCCGUCUCCCGCCUUGAGCUCCCUGCGCAGCCGAAGGCCCGUGGAGGUCGGCAUCCAGGCCACGCUGGCGGAUGACGACGACGAUCGCUUCUCGUCACCUCGGGGAAUCUUCCCCAAACAGGAGCUCCUCCCAGGCAAAGAAGAACCGACAACCUACACGUGCACUACAUGCAAACAGUCAUAUGGCAGUGCCUGGUUCCUGCUGCAGCACGCCCAGAACUCCCACGGUUUUCGUAUCUACCUGGAGAGUGAACACGGAAGUCCUCUCACCCCACGAAUGGGUGGACCUUCAGUCCUGGGUGGGGGCGCAGAUUGCCCUUCUCAUCCUCCCCUUCACGGUCUCCAUCUGCCACCUGAUGCAAGCCCUUUCAAUCUCCUCCGAAUCCCCGGCUCGGGCUCAGGAGGAAGGGACAGUGUGGGAGCAGGAAGUACACUGGGGGUUGGCGGUGGGCUCCAUCAUCAGCGUUUUCCUCCCACGCCACCUAUCUUCAGCCCCCCUCCCAGGAACCAUCUGGACCCCCACCACCUGAGCCCGGAGGAACUGGCGCUGGCAGCCCACCACCCGAGUGCCUUUGACAGGGUGCUGCGCCUCAAUCCUCCCCUUCCCAUGGAGCCCCCUCCAACAAUGGACUUCUCACGGCGGCUACGGGAGCUGGCGGGUAACACCUCAGGAUCCACUCCCCCUCUAUCACCCAGCCGGCCUGGCCCCAUGCAGCGCUUACUCCAGCCAUUCCAGACAACAAUGGGAAGCAUAGGCUCAGGAGGUGGAGGUGGCAACAAAACUCCAUACCUUGCAACUCCACCUCCUCUGUCAGGCUCCAUGCAGUCCCCAGUGGGCUCUCAGACCACUCCUCCCACUCCCCUUCCCACUGCAGGUGCAACACCCUCGACCAACACUCCCCUGAAAUCAAAGUGUUGUGAGUUUUGUGGCAAAGCGUUCAAGUUUCAAAGUAAUCUAAUAGUGCACCGGCGCAGCCACACGGGAGAAAAGCCGUACAAAUGCCAUUUGUGUGACCAUGCCUGCACACAGGCGAGUAAAUUGAAGCGCCAUAUGAAAACUCACAUGCACAAAUCCUCCUCGCCAAACACAGGCAAAUCUGAAGAUGGACUUUCGACCGCCUCCUCUCCAGAGCCUGGCACUAGUGAACACAUAGGCAGUGCGAGUAAUGCCCUUAAGUCAGUGGUGGCCAAGCUGAAAUGUGAAAAUAACAGAAUGCUACGCGAGAACGGAGAGGAAGAGGAGGAAGAGGAGGAAGAAGAAGAGGAGGAAGAGGAAGAGGAGGAGGAAGAAGAAGAAGAAGGAGAGGAGGAAGAAAUGCAGAAUGGUGAGAGGGCAGCAAGGCGAAAUAACAGCUACCACUUUGGCUUGAACCUUGAAGCCCCACGUCAGCAUGAAAACAACGGCGGUAUCGGAACCCGACUGGGAGGAAUGACUGAUGAGGGGUCCAUUCCACGUUCGCUCCCUGAAGUCAUGCAGGGAAUGGGUCUUGCCGCGAGCAUGCAACAUUUCAGCGAAGCCCUCAAUGCACACAAAAGGAACGCAAUCGCCCAGGAGAACCACCUCCAGAACCACCUUAACAGAGGACACCCGCAAAAUCGGGAGAUGUGUGAUUCUAACUCAGUACCAGAAACAAAUCGUGGCGAGGAGGGCUCGCUCUCAACCGUCAAUGGACGUGGAGCAUCUCCUAAUGAAUCUGCCUCUGUCUGCCUUUCAAAAAAACUUCUUUUGGGUAGCCCAAGUCCGCUAAGUCCUUUUUCCAAACGCAUCAAGCUGGAAAAAGAAUUUGACCUCCCCACUCCCACAAUCCCAAACACGGAGAACGUCUAUUCACAGUGGCUUGCUGGCUACGCUGCUUCUCGACAGCUCAAGGAUCCUUUUCUGAACUUUGGAGAUUCAAGACAAUCGCCCUUCGCCUCUUCAUCCGAGCAUUCCUCAGAGAAUGGCAGUCUGCGAUUCUCAACUCCCCCGGGGGAACUCGAAUGCGGGAUGUCAGGUCGCAGCGGUACAGGAAGCGGGGGAAGCACACCUCAUCUCGGCGGUCCCGGCCGGCCUAGCUCCAAGGACGGUCGAAGGAGUGACACUUGUGAAUACUGUGGCAAGGUAUUCAAGAACUGUAGUAAUCUGACUGUGCACCGGCGCAGCCAUACGGGGGAAAGGCCAUACAAGUGUGAGCUGUGCAAUUACGCUUGUGCCCAGAGCUCCAAACUUACUCGUCACAUGAAGACCCAUGGUCAGGUGGGGAAGGAUGUGUACAAGUGUGAAAUCUGUCAGAUGCCCUUCAGUGUCUAUAGCACCUUGGAGAAACACAUGAAAAAAUGGCACAGUGACCGUCCGUUGAGUACCGAAAUAAAGUCAGAGUAG